AUGUGCAUGCUUCCGGAGCAGACCGGUGAGCCCGCGCCUGCAGUGUUCUUGCGCUGUGCCGAUGGAGAAACACCUACCCAUAGCUACUUGAAGCAAUUUAUUAAAGUUUCAGGGUCAGUAGCAAUCACCAAAGACAGACGUUGGCACCAGAUAAAGCUCAAUAUCAAAAGGUUUACCCCUUCAAUUCAAAACUUAAAUUUAUUGGCCUUGGCGAGUUUUGGAAGAAAUGCAAGAGACAAAGGGAAGCGUGAGAUUUGGUUAGAACUGGGAACGAAAAGGAAUGAAAAGUACGGCGUAUCUUCCUUUACCCAUGGAAAGGCAUCUCCGAAUAAUUGA
Molecule: messenger RNA, 336 nt
Organism: Sclerotinia sclerotiorum 1980 UF-70
Lineage: Eukaryota; Fungi; Ascomycota; Leotiomycetes; Helotiales; Sclerotiniaceae
Exons: 4
Coding region: 1-336 (111 amino acids)
Source: RefSeq, a predicted model, not a curated record